AUGCCUGUUAAAGUCAUCUCGCUCCUUUCAAGCUCCGAGGCAGGUUCUCCUCCCCUUCAAAGGGCGAGGCAACCAUCGCCACCAGGGCCGAAGGCCCAGGAAAACAGGAGGGUUGGUUCUGAUAACAUUCUGGCGUCCGCCCUUCCUCGGAAUCAAUCAGUCAAUUCGGGAAGGCCCAUACCAAACCGUCGGCCCGAAGUUCAAAUUUCUUCUGACGAUGUUUGGCUUGUUUCGGACGAUGACGUCGGUCCUUCCGAAAAAGCUCAUGAGGACGAGAGCGUAAUUAUCGAAGAACCCGCGCAGAAGAGACGUAAGCUCCAUCCCAAUGGUGCAAACGUUGGCAGCCCAAACGGUGUAUCAGCUCGGAGCACAGCCGCGGUGCCACUUCGAGCCUGUGGGCUCAAUCGUUCGAAUGCGACUGCUCUUUCUCGCCUCGAGCUGGCAGAGCCCCGCCGACAAUGGAUCGAAGAUGAAGAUCCGCUCGUCAGUUCUUCUUCCCGGGUAACGGAAAAGCCACCUCGGAGGGCCCACGACCAGGUAGCCACGCUACCGUCCCAUGAUUUGGAUGAUGACCCCUUUGCUAGCUCUCCCGCCCAACUUCAGCGACACGAACAUCUAAAGACUGGUAGCCGACUAGCCGUCCUGGACGACAUCGACCCUUUUGCCUCUAGUUCCCCGGGACAGGUCCAGCGUCCGGCAGACUCUGCUCAGCUUACGGCCGCAUGGGAUCCCAUAUCGAGCUCUGCGCCCCUUCCGGCUUCAACUGAUGAUGGCUUUGGGAGGCCUUCACGGUCUCUCCGGAGAAGCCAGUCAGAGGUGGUCUUGUUGGAGGAUUCCGACGACGACUGUGGAGUCCAGACAGUCUCUGAUGACGAUUUUCCUGAUAUCGCCGGCUUAGCUGCUUCAAAGCGGAAAUUCGAUGCAUUUAUCAAGACAUCUGCGGAGUCGGCUGCUGUCAAACAAUUGCGGACUUUAACGUCGGCAGAGACGAAGGCUGACCAGGCCGGGUGCAAGAGGACUUCGCUCGAGAAAGCGAAGGAGAAGGAGGAAAAGGCGGCCGCGCGAGAAGCGGAAAAGGAACGUAAGAGGCUCCAAAGGGAACGUGAGAAAGAGGAGAAAGCUCGGGAAAAGGCCAGGGCUGCUGCUCUGGCAGAGGUGAACAAGAUCCGAACGGGCAAAAAGGUGUCAACUCCGGAAAUGAUCGUCGAUCUUCCUAUCACUCUCGAAGAGACUCUCAAGGAACAAGUGAAAACCCUUCUUCGCGAUCUCGACGUCGAGUUUGCCUCAUGGACAAGCCCGGUCGAGAACGUGAUCAAAUGGCGUCGCAAAGUUUGCUCCCGAUACAACGACGAAGAGGGGCACUGGGAGCCCGUUCCCGAACGAAUCGAGCAAGAGAACUACGCCAUGGUACUUGUUUCAGCAGCCCAAUUUGUCGGUCUUGUUCUCGGCAAAGAUGAAGACGCUAGCCUCGAAUACCACGUCAUGCGCAUGAAGGAUCACUUUCCAAAUGACACCAUCAUCUACUUGAUUGAAGGCCUGGAGCUGUGGCUUCGCAAGAAUCGCGGCGUCCGCAACAGGGAGUUCGUCACAGCGGUGCGUGGCGGCCUCGAACCACUAGAGGGCGAUCAACAGCCCCCCUCCAGCACUCAACAGCAACGGAAACGCAAGGCUGCGGCCACCCCAACCUACGUUGAUGAAGAAAUCGUUGAGACGUCCCUCCUUCAACUUCAAAUACUCCACGGGGUGCUCAUCCACCACACCGCCAUCCCCCUCGAGACGGCCCGCUGGAUUGCCGUGUUCACGCAGCACAUCAGCACCGUGCCCUACCGCCGUCAGCGAGACGCGGCCAACGACGCCGGGUUCUGCAUGGAGAGCGGGCAAGUCCGCACAGGUGACGGUCCCCGUGACACCUAUGUGCGCAUGUUGCAAGAGAUCGGGCGCGUCACGGUUCCGAUCGCUUACGGCAUCGCGGCAGAGUUUGAGACGGUCCCAAAGUUGGUCCGGGGGCUAGAGGAUGGCGGUCCGCUGAGUCUAGAAAAGGUGCGGAAGAGCGUGAAUAAGGACGGCGAGGCGAGCGAUCGGACUGUAGGGCAGGCGGUUAGCCGGAGGAUAUUCAAGAUAUUCCUAGGGAGGGAUGAGGCGAGUACAGAUAUUUAA
Molecule: messenger RNA, 2157 nt
Organism: Thermothelomyces thermophilus ATCC 42464
Lineage: Eukaryota; Fungi; Ascomycota; Sordariomycetes; Sordariales; Chaetomiaceae
Exons: 1
Coding region: 1-2157 (718 amino acids)
Biological process (GO): double-strand break repair; mitotic intra-S DNA damage checkpoint signaling; replication fork processing
Cellular component (GO): Holliday junction resolvase complex; nucleus
Molecular function (GO): DNA binding; nuclease activity
Source: RefSeq, a predicted model, not a curated record